GAAAAGGCCCCUUUCCGCCGCGGGCCGCUUUUCUGCCCGCAAACCUUUCUCCGUUUAUUGGGGGGCCGGCGGCCGCGGGCCCCGCCCCUUCCGCCUUCUGGGGCUCUCGGACUCCGCCCGGCCGCGCCAUGGCUCCGCUACGCUUCUCCGCCAACCUGUCCUGGCUGUUCCCCGAGCUCCCCGGCCUUCCCGAGCGGUUGCAGGCCGCGAGCCGCGCGGGCUUCGAGGCCGCCGAGGUGGCCUGGCCGUACGCGGAGCCGCCCGAGGCGCUGGCGCAGGCGGCGCGGGCGGCAGGGCUGCGGCUGGUGCUGAUCAACACGCCGCCGGGAGACCAAGAGAAGGGGGAGAUGGGGCUGGGGGCCGUGCCCGGGAGACAGGCGGCCUUCCGAGAGGGGCUGGAGAAGGCGGUGCUGUACGCCAAGACUCUGGGCUGCCCCAGGAUCCACCUGAUGGCUGGCCGGGUACCCCAGGGAGCUGAUGGAGCAGCAGUCAGGGGUGAGAUGGAGACAGUUUUCCUGGAGAACUUGAGGCACGCAGCUGGGGUUUUGGCUCAGGAGAACCUCGUGGGACUACUGGAGCCCAUUAACACCCGAGUCACUGACCCCCGGUACUUCCUGGACACACCCCAGCAGGCGGCAGCCAUCUUGCAGAAGGUUGGAAGACCCAACCUCCAGUUACAGAUGGACAUAUUCCACUGGCAGAUCAUGGAUGGGAACCUGACUGGAAACAUCCGGGCGUUCUUGCCCAUUGUUGGGCAUGUGCAGGUAGCACAGGUCCCAGGCCGAGGGGAACCAGGCAGCCCCGGGGAGCUGUGCUUCCCCUACCUCUUCCAGCUGCUGGAAGACGAGGGCUACCAAGGCUUUGUGGGCUGCGAGUACCGGCCUCAAGGAGACACAGUGGAGGGCCUGAGUUGGCUCCGCUCAUACUGGGACAGGCGGGGCCACCCACGGGCUGGCCAGUGAGGUCCUGCAUACCACCCACAUGCCUCUGGGACAGUGACUGAGCCUCUGCAUCUCCUCUGAAUUAAAGACAACUUGCUGAA
This is a messenger RNA of Chinchilla lanigera (long-tailed chinchilla), 1042 nucleotides long. RefSeq names its product hydroxypyruvate isomerase (putative) (gene Hyi). NCBI's taxonomy places the organism in Eukaryota, Metazoa, Chordata, Mammalia, Rodentia, Chinchillidae. The record is from RefSeq and is a predicted model, not a curated record. Gene Ontology annotation, molecular function: hydroxypyruvate isomerase activity. The transcript is spliced from 8 exons. The coding region runs from base 129 to 962 and encodes 277 amino acids. Gene Ontology annotation, biological process: glyoxylate metabolic process.